UCUUAUUCAAGGUGUCCAUGUGAACCAGGAAGACAGGUGUAUGCGUACAGACAGCAGCUUGUGGACAUGUCGAUCAGCCGGGGAAACUGGUCUAAUCUCUCCAGGAUGGCCCAGCAGUGGAUUGAAGAUGAUGAAGAGGAAAUAGUACGAGAAAAGAGGAGAAGAAAUCGUGAAGGAUCAACCACAACCAAAGUAAUGGAAGUAUUUCCUGAGACAAGCAGUUCACAGCCCGUUUCUUCAGCUGUAAGCCCCAAGGAAAAGAAGGAGUUAUUAAAUGAAAAGGAACCGGAAAACUUCCAAGCUCAAAAUGAAGAAAAGGCUGAAACACCUAAGCAACACAAUGAAGGCAACAAGCUAACCAGCACUGGAGUAGACAAGAUCAAGGUAUCUACUACUGAGACACAGGAGGUAAAACAACCAAAGAGUGCUACACAAGAGAAACAAAAGGUGACAAGUAUAAAAGAAGAAAACCAGAACCAUGGUACAACAAGUAAUAAUAUCCCGAAUCAAACAGAAAGCAUAACAUCUAUUAGCCAAAAGCAAAGUAUCUCAUCUAAAAAUCAACAGUGUUUAGAGCCUGAAAGCGUAAAAGGAACAUUACACAAUAAUCAGAAUGUAAGAAGACUUAACCAAAAAUUUAGUAACUGGAAAGAAGAAGACCACACAGUAAAGGUCCAGAAGGCACAGCUUCAAAAAAACAGCUCUCAAACCUACAAAAGGCUUGAAGAGGAGAAAACAGACAUACCAGAUAGUAAGGCACAAGACCACCCAACACAAGGGAAGAAUUCCAGUGGCCCAAUCAGUGACCCAGUGAGUACUACACCUUCAGAACCACAAAAUGAAACAAACACUUCAUCCAGUCAUGGGAGUCAGUCCAAGUACACGACUCAGGUGUUUGUUAGUUCACAGCCAGUUUCUUCAGCUGUAAGCCCCAAGGAAAAGAAGGAGUUAUUAAAUAAAAAGGAACCGGAAAACUUCCAAGCUCAAAAUGAAGAAAAGGCUGAAACACCUAAGCAACACAAUGAAGGCAACAAGCUAACCAGCACUGGAGUAGACAAGAUCAAGGUGUCUACUACUGAGACACAGGAGGUAAAACAACCAAAGAGUGCUACACAAGAGAAACAAAAGGUGACAAGUAUAAAAGAAGAAAACCAGAACCAUGGUACAACAAGUAAUAAUAUCCUGAAUCAAACAGAAAGCAUAACAUCUAUUAGCCAAAAGCAAAGUAUCUCAUCUAAAAAUCAACAGUGUUUAGAGCCUGAAAGUGUAAAAGGAACAUUACACAAUAAUCAGAAUGUAAGAAGACUUAACCAAAAAUUUAGUAGCUGGAAAGAAGAAGACCACACAGUAAAGGUCCAGAAGCCACAGCUUCAAAAAAACAGCUCUCAAACCUACAAAAGGCUUGAAGAGGAGAAAACAGACAUACCACAUAGUAAGGCAGAAGACCACCCAACACAAGGACAUAUUUCCAGUGGUCCAAUCAGUGACCCAGUGAGUACUACACCUUCAGAACCACAAAAUGAAACAAACACAUCAUCCAGUCAUGAGAGUCAGUCCAAGUACAAGACUCAGGUGUUUGUUAGCUCUGUGAAAAUUCCACGGCGUACUAGUAGCAGCUGUAGUAUCAAAAGUCCUGUGCCAGAAGCAAUUGAAGAAGAACCAUUUCCAGAGAACAAAGCAGUAAAAUCCGAAGUCUUCGUUUCGGCUGUGUCCAGCUCAAAUCUAAACAGCAAACAAGACAGCCAUCCUAGUUUUCAGCAGACAUCAACAUCCUUUGUACGGCUUGGUCCUCUCAGCAGCUCUGUUCGAGUAAAGUCUCAGCAGAGUGAAGAUGACAAGGGUGACAGUGGUUUCACACGCAGAUCCAGCUUAAGGUUAUCUCUAAGAAGUCGAAAAAUAGAAGAUCGAAUGGAAAAAUACAAUUCAGCUAUACAGAGAUCAGCAAGUGUCAGGUUACCACCUUCUCACAGUCGAGGAGCUGUUGUUGCUUCAGAUGGAGUUGCCAAUAAAAGAAGUAUCUUUGAAAAGGAUGAGGAAAACUCAGAAAAAUCAAACAUGUCCCGAAAGGAUUUAACACUUUCUGGAUCUAUUACGUCACGCAUCAACCAAUGGAGUAACAAGCCGCAACAAAGUUCAAGCACUGUUACGAGCACAAAGGAUGUCAAAACAGGUGAUGUAGCCACAAAAAGAAUGUUGUGGCAACAGAGAUCCCAGUCUUCAAGUGACACCAAGCUCUGAGAUCAAAAGACUCUGCCUAUUACAAACAAGGAAUUAUGCCAAUAUGAUCAAACCAUAUCCUAGAAGAUUCUAUCCUCAGAGUACAUUUACACUUACAGUUUUACUUUGUUAUUAAAUUACCUCAGUUGUCUUUGUCUGGAAGCAUCUCUUCUUCUUCUAUUGUACAUCCGAUUUCCCUCUUGAAUAUACCAAAAUAAAAUAAAUUCAAAAUG
Messenger RNA from Rana temporaria (common frog), 2450 nucleotides. It is a transcript of the gene LAD1, whose product is annotated as ladinin 1. The transcript is spliced from 14 exons. The record is from RefSeq and is a predicted model, not a curated record. Bases 67 to 2238 code for a protein of 723 amino acids. NCBI's taxonomy places the organism in Eukaryota, Metazoa, Chordata, Amphibia, Anura, Ranidae.